CAUUCCUAUGUCAAUUUUACAAAUAGAUUUGAGAAACUAAUCCUUAAUCUGUGAUUUGAGUUUUGUUUGUGGAAAUGUGGAUUUAUGUUUAUCGUUAUUUUAGUGAUAUUAUUGAACAAAAUGGAUUAAUGAUUGAGUGAUACACUCAUCCAUGAUUUGCAAUAGUUUUUGUUAUUUAAAUAUAAAAGUGCAAUGGCUGUAUUACUAAUAAUAUUUAUGACUGCAGUAUUUGGAGCUUUUGGUGAUGAUUUUAUAGAAGAGAUUUUCAUUAAGCCCUUACCCCCUACACAUCUUUAUUCAUAUUUCCAAUUCAUUACCUUAAUUAAUAAUAACGAUUCAUUUGUUCAUUCUAAUCUAUCACCGAGAUCAAUUGGAGAGGUUAUAUCCCGGUUUAAAGUAGAAGAAUUGCAUUUAACUCUUACUGAAGGACAAUGGAGGCACAAUCAGUGGGGAUAUCCUGUUGUUGAUGCUGCACCUGGUGCUGAACUAUAUGCCUGGUUUGAUCCCGAGGUUGAAGAUAUAGAUGCAGAAUGGCGUAAACUGAGCGCGACACUUUCAGGAUUAUUUUGCGCGUCACUUAAUUUCAUUGAUAGUUUUAACACUAUUACCCCCCAAAUGGCACUGUGGCCUACUGGCCCAGUGAAAUCAAAUGUAAAUGUAACAUCAUUGCUUAGAUAUGCAUCUCUACCUAGAGAAAUUGUGUGUACUGAAAACUUAACACCUUGGAAGAAACUCCUUCCUUGUGAAUCAAGUAGAGGAUUUUCAGCUCUAUUGAAUUCAAGGAUGAUACAUAACACUAAUUACCAUUCAAUUGGUGUACAUGUCCGGAAAGUCUGUGCAUCUGAAGAUUGCACUGAGACUAAACUGGAAAUAAAGCAAACAGUGGCUCUUGUAUAUGAUUAUAAAAUAAUUGGUAGUAAUAAUUGGUCAUUCAUUAAACUAUUUGGUCAUGGCUUACCUGGAGCCUGCCCACUUGCUACAACCAGUACUAUUUAUAUUGAUAUAACAUCUAAUGUUACAUUUCCUUUCCAACUCUCCCCUCCGCCUGAUAAAAUUGUUUCAUCACAUAGAGGAGGAAGUGUUACUAAUCUAGCAGUGUAUAAUAUUGAAACUGAUGUAGAAAUGAUCAAUGUUGGUGUUAAACACAACAGCAAAGAGAAAUUGGGUGUGAAUGUACCUCCUCCUCUACAUUUCAACAGAUAUGUAUUAGGUUAUGGAAAAGAGUUUGGUGGAAUUGUUACUGAAUUGAUCAAUAAUUAUUGGACUGCUAUAGAUGUUGUUGUAUUAGAAAAUGCACCAUGGUGGCUUCCUAUACAAUUAAGUUCAUUGAGAAUAAAUUCUGAAGCAGAAAGUAAACUUGUCAAAUCUCAAUAUUAUUCACCGGGCAGAAGCAGACAGAAACCUUACCACCUAGAGCUGCUCCUUACAUUACCACCACGUUCAACAACAACUAUUACAAUAGAUUUUGAAUUUGUAUUCUUGAAAUGGCAAGAAUACCCUCCAGAUGCCAAUCAUGGAUUUUAUAUUGGGUCUGCUAUUGUAACUGCAAAUCUUCCUACAGCAAAAAAUUACACCAGCAUUCCUGUUUCUGGCAUUAGCUAUAAUUCCACUUUUAAUGCAUCACAACCAUGUAUGUACAAAGAAAUGUAAAUUUAUUCUUUAUGGAUCAUCAUUUAUGAUUUAAAUAAUUAAUUAAUUGCUAUUGUUCCAGGGUAUCCUGCUGUUUUCAGGACAAAUGGUGCAAUGGUGUCUUUACCAACUCCAGAUUUCAGUAUGCCUUAUAAUGUUAUUUGCCUUGCUUGCACAGUUGUUGCUCUAGCAUUUGGACCACUCCACAAUAUUUGUACCAAAGAAUUACUUUUGAAGCCAAUUGGCACACCCCUGUCUCUUACACAAAAAGUAUUAAACUUUUUUAAAAGAAAAAAGGAAUAAAAUUAAAUAUCACAAAUUACAUUGAUUUUCUAUUCUCUUAUAUUAGAACCCUAUAUAAUUAUAAUUGGAGAAAUACUUGUUUUGUUUGUAUAG
Diatraea saccharalis (sugarcane borer) is the source of this 2025-nucleotide messenger RNA. NCBI's taxonomy places the organism in Eukaryota, Metazoa, Arthropoda, Insecta, Lepidoptera, Crambidae. The record is from the annotation of a GenBank genome assembly.